AUGGAACUCGAGGUGAGGUUCAAGCCCUCGGAGCGUGCACUUUCCACCUUGAACCAGGGGCCGGCCUGGGACCUCAUGCAGAAAGUCAAGCAGGAGCCCAAAUAUGAUACUGUGAAUCGGCCACUCGGUCUCAUUGAUCUGUCCGGUGCGCUUAAUACCUUGAUGACUGGAUGGGUCGACAUGGUGGCUUGGACCCUCUGUGAUCAAGGCGACGCGGUUCUGUAUUUCACCCCGAACUUUUACAUGCUGGACUUCGACCUCACGGCUCGAGCUGCUGUGCUCCCUGUCCCUAUCUCCACGGCAGGCAUAGAUGAUCCCUUUGGUGAUUCUGCAAUACCAUUCCUUGCCGACCGUUUGGAUUUGGCCUUGCAAGACACCCACAAUCGAGGAAUCCGAUGUUCUGCGCUAUUUGUAUGCAACCCUGCCAAUCCCCCCAAGGUUGCUGCUAUAGUGCUCAAACACUCCGUGCACUCGCUCUUUGGUCUGCUGCUCGUGGCGUACACCUCAUCUCUGAUGAGAUAUACGCUCUUUCAAACUUCGGAGAUGACGACAACACCUCCCCUAUGUGACGAAAGAGCCGAGAAGAGCGUCCAUGUUCUCUACAGUCUAAGCAAAGACUUCAACAUGGUUGGUCUACGGAUGGGCUUCUUUGUGACGAGAAAUUCUGCAGUCCGGGAUGCUGCCUUGAGUUUGCAACCACAACUUGUUCAAGAUUACUUGGUUCAAUACCGCCAUGGCCUCCGUGAGGCUUACAAGAGUGCGACACGCGCCCUGGAGCAGUGUCAAAUUCCAUUCACACGGGCAAAUGCAGGCUUGUUCGUUUUCAUCGACCUGAGUCAAUGGAUUGUAUACUUUGACGGCUCAGAUCAGGCAACCACUGCUGAACAGCAGCUUUCCAAUUGGCUUAUAGAGCAUGGUGUGUUCCUUAAUGCAGGCGAGUUCGCGGGGUCUGAGAAGCCAGGACAAUUCCGACUCGUGUUUACUCGCGACAGGAGUGUAGUUGAAAUUGCAAUCAGGCGCAUACGCAGUGCUAUUGAUAAACUUGGCCAGUGA
This is a messenger RNA of Clonostachys rhizophaga, 1053 nucleotides long. Lineage: Eukaryota; Fungi; Ascomycota; Sordariomycetes; Hypocreales; Bionectriaceae. The record is from the annotation of a GenBank genome assembly.